This is a messenger RNA of Rubroshorea leprosula, 534 nucleotides long. The record is from the annotation of a GenBank genome assembly. Lineage: Eukaryota; Viridiplantae; Streptophyta; Magnoliopsida; Malvales; Dipterocarpaceae.
CUCCUUCGUUACAACAAAAUCACAGAUCUAGACGAUCUAGGGUUAGGGUUUCAUGGCGAAGAUCGAUGCCAAAGCUCUGCUCAAAGACAAAAAGUUCUGGUUUGCUUCUUUCCUCAUCGCCUGGGCUGCUGCUCUUCAGGGGCAUAUGAUGUGGUUACAGAGGCAGGACUCCUUCAAACAGAAAUUUGGUACACCUGACCAAUCCAGCAACAAUGCACAAGAAGGGUUGCAGAAAUUGGGCUUAAACCAAUCCAGUAAGGAUGCAGAAGAUGAGUGGUUCCAAAGGUGAAGCUUUUAUCGAAUUUAAGUUUUUUAACAAGUGUAUGUAAAUUGAUAGGAAUCUCAUUUCUUCUUUCUUUAAUACUUUUUCUGUGUGUUUUGGAACUGAAUUUCACGAUGGAAAUCUGAUCUCAUAUUUUCAAAUGAUUGUGUAAUUCUGUGAAUGUCGAGUUUCUCAGAGUUUGUGGAUUGAUUGGUUUAUUUCUAAGCCCUGUUAAUUUUUGAUACUGUUGUGAAUAGAAUGCUGUUAACUAG